AUGUGUACGAACAAUUUGUUGGACAACAUUAUAGAUAACGGUUUCUCCGGAUGUUUCAAUUGUUCUUGCAAAAAUGGAAUGGAUGUUCUUUUUUGGCUCAAUAAAUGGUUGGGAGAACAACCACUUUGCACGGAAUUCCCGGACUUGUAUGAAUUGUCAAAUUGGAAGCAUUGUACGGUGGCGGAGGUGUUAGUGCGGAUUGGAGGUUCGGUUAGGUGGGAUUUUGGAGGCCUUUUUUCAGCCGGAUCUACUCACGGCUUCUCCAACACUGUUGCGGAAACAGCUAGUCCAAAUUGGACUCGGUUUUGUGACCGCAUACGGGGAUUCAUUCCUAGUGAGAAUGGUUGUGACACUUUUUCGUGGUCUUUAGACGAGGAUAAGGAUUUCACCGUUGCGAGCAUUACUCACGUGAUUGAUAGCGCCAAAUAUUUUGCAUGGGAUUAUCAUUUGAUUAAUCCCUUGAAAGUGAUGUGGGAGCUUAAACUACCGCCCAAGAUUAAGGUCUUUGCUUGGAGAUUCUUUAUUGAUCGGCUUCCUACUAGAGAUCAAUUAUUGAAAAGAGGUGUUGCUAAUGUCUCGAGCCUGGAUUGUGUGAUGUGUGGUUCUUCCUUUGAAUCAUCUUCCUAUCUUUUUUUCACUUGUCAAGAGGCGAAAAUAAUUUGGAAACACGUUUUUAUUUGGCUCGGAAUUUCGGAGGCGAUUAAUGUGGAGGAGAUAAUUUGUUUCGAUGUUAUUCAAGAAAAGGUGAAAUGUUGCAAGCGAAGAAUUUUAAUCAAUUUUGUUUGGGUGGCUACUAUUUGGAGCAUUUGGCUUAUGAGGAAUGCUAUUAUCUUCAAGGGGGAGGAGUUUUGUUUUGAUGUUAUUUGUUCUAACAUUGUUUUUCUUUCUUGGAGAUGGAUGUAUAGUGGAUAUACUAAGUUUAGACCAACCUAUUAUGAAUGGUUUAAACUUCCUUUAUCCGACACAUGCAGUCUAUAG
Messenger RNA from Vicia villosa (hairy vetch), 978 nucleotides. RefSeq lists its product as uncharacterized. Lineage: Eukaryota; Viridiplantae; Streptophyta; Magnoliopsida; Fabales; Fabaceae. The record is from RefSeq and is a predicted model, not a curated record. The transcript has a single exon. The coding region runs from base 1 to 978 and encodes 325 amino acids.